Messenger RNA from Cordyceps fumosorosea ARSEF 2679, 1485 nucleotides. RefSeq names its product Fungal transcriptional regulatory protein. Gene Ontology annotation, biological process: regulation of DNA-templated transcription. The record is from RefSeq and is a predicted model, not a curated record. Gene Ontology annotation, molecular function: zinc ion binding; DNA-binding transcription factor activity, RNA polymerase II-specific. Bases 1 to 1485 code for a protein of 494 amino acids. The transcript has 4 exons. Lineage: Eukaryota; Fungi; Ascomycota; Sordariomycetes; Hypocreales; Cordycipitaceae.
AUGCGCCAGACUCUUCGACGGUCCUGUGGCGCCUGUGCGCGCGCAAAGAGCCGCUGCGACCUACGCAAACCCCACUGCUCUCGCUGCGCGGCUCGCGGCACCGCCUGUGUCUACGCCAACGAACCGCUCUCUUCCACCACACCAUCGCCGGCGCCGGCGCCGUCAUCGUCAUCGUCGGCGGCGGCGUCGCCCGACCCGCGGCGCCAUCGGAUAUCCGGCUUCGGCUCCGUCGACCCGUUUGAGACGUACCCCCACGUGCGGCUCGACAAGGAGCACGUCCAGCGUCUAAUCCACAGCUGUACAUCACGCCCAUGCUCACCGCCCAGAGGAGCAGUCCUCCACAAGAUCGCGUUCCAAUACUACCCGCUGGACCGCAGCGCCUGCUCGAACCCGUUCCUCGUGUCCUGGUGGCCGCUCGCCCUCGGCGACCCCGUGCUCUUCCACGUCUCCCUGCAGACGGCCUGCCUCGACGAGGAGUUCUUCGGCCGCCGCGGUUUCCACACCUCGGAGCAGCUCAUGGCCGACUCGGUCGUGCUGCUCCGGCGAAAGGUGCAGGACGUCGCGCUGGCCAUGCAGGACAGCACCAUCAACUCGGUCAUCACGCUGGCCACGAUAGAGUAUGGAAAGAGCAACAUAGAGACGGCGGAGAUGCACGUCGAGGGCGCCAAGCGGUUGAUGGACAUGCGCGGCGGUUUCCAGGCCGUCAUGCAGACCAGCCCUCUGACGGCGCGCAUGGUCAGCUGGGUAUCGAUGCUCAUCACGGGCGUGCCCCAGUUCGACACCCAAGACGACGACGGCAACGGCGACGGCAUCAGUCCCAUCCCGGAAUGGUCCGCCACCCUCUCCUCCGAACACCUUCCUACCGCCCUCUCCGAAGCCGACGUGGCCCCCGAGACGUGGAACGUCUUCGCGCGCCUGUACGGCGUGUUCCGCCGCCCGCACGCCCCCCCGCUCGCGCCGCUGCGCCUGCACGAGCUCACCUGCUUCGUCGUCCACCGCCUCCUCUCCGCCGAGUCCCCCUCCGCGCUCUCCGAGUGCGUCCGCUGCGCCACCAUCCUGUAUAUGCUGAUCCUGCAGGGGCCCAUCUACUACUCGCACGCCGCGAUGCAGCACCGGACCGCCGCCCGGCUCGUCGCGCACCUCCCGGCUUCCGCGGCCUCGGGCCCGCUGAGGCUCUGGCUCGUCGCCGUGGGCCUGGUGGCCGCGCACGGCGCGGCGUCGCCGGCGGUAUACGAGGCGCUGCGGGAGGAGGUGCGCGCGCUCGGCGCGGGCUCCUCGUGGGCGGAGGUCGCGGCGGAUGUCAAGGGCGUCUUGUGGCUGGAAUCGUCGGCGGCGGUGGCGCCGCACGCGGAGCGCGUCUUUGAGAGUCACUGGGACGUCGCGCUCGGCCGCCGCGGUGGGCAGCCGGCGGCGUUGGGCCCGGCGCAGAUUGCGCCGUUCGAGGCGGACAGUCUGGAGACGAGCACGGACUUGGCGCAAAGGUAG